AUGGAAACGUCACACAAUAUCACAGAAUUUUUCAUGCUGGGAUUGUCACAGGACCCAGAAGUACAGAGAGUUCUUUUUGUGGUCUUUUUGAUCAUCUAUGUGGUCACAGUUUGUGGCAAUGUGCUCAUUGUGGUCACCGUCAUCUCCAGUCCCACCCUGGCUUCCCCCAUGUAUUUCUUUCUGGCCAAUCUGUCCUUUAUUGACACCUGUUAUUCUUCUUCUCUGGCCCCUAAGCUCAUCGCCGACUCCUUGUAUGAGGGGAGAAUCAUCUCUUACGAGGGUUGCCUGGCUCAGCUCUUUGGAGCCCAUUUUCUGGGAGGCGCUGAGAUCAUCCUGCUCACGGUGAUGGCCUACGACCGCUAUGUGGCCAUCUGUAAACCCCUGCACUACACGAUUGUCAUGACUAGGCAUCUCUGUGUCCUGCUAGUGGGGGUGACUUGGCUAGGGGGCUUCCUGCAUUCAUUUGUUCAGCUCUUCCUGGUCCUUCAGUUGCCUUUCUGUGGGCCCAACAUAAUUAAUCACUUUGUCUGUGACUUGUACCCCUUGCUGGAACUCGCUUGCGCCAACACAUACGUCAUUGGCCUGCUCGUGGUUGCCAACAGUGGUGUGAUCUGCCUGUUGAACUUCCUCUUUCUGACUGCCUCAUACAUUGUCAUCCUGUGCUCCUUGAGGUCCCACAGUGAAGAGGGGAGACGCAAAGCCCUCUCCACUUGUGGGGCCCACUUCACAGUUGUUGCCCUGUUCUUUGUGCCCUGUAUGUUUACUUAUAUGCGUCCUUCAUCUACUUUACCUAUAGAUAAGAACAUGGCAGUAUUUUAUGGUAUUCUGACACCUAUGUUGAAUCCACUCAUUUACACCCUGAGAAAUGAAGAGGUAAAAAAUGCCAUGAAAAAGCUCUUCACACAGUAA
Molecule: messenger RNA, 909 nt
Organism: Pteronotus mesoamericanus
Lineage: Eukaryota; Metazoa; Chordata; Mammalia; Chiroptera; Mormoopidae
Product: olfactory receptor 4C3
Exons: 1
Coding region: 1-909 (302 amino acids)
Biological process (GO): G protein-coupled receptor signaling pathway
Cellular component (GO): plasma membrane
Molecular function (GO): G protein-coupled receptor activity; olfactory receptor activity
Source: RefSeq, a predicted model, not a curated record